Molecule: messenger RNA, 954 nt
Organism: Heterocephalus glaber (naked mole-rat)
Lineage: Eukaryota; Metazoa; Chordata; Mammalia; Rodentia; Bathyergidae
Product: olfactory receptor 7A17-like
Biological process (GO): G protein-coupled receptor signaling pathway
Cellular component (GO): membrane
Molecular function (GO): G protein-coupled receptor activity; olfactory receptor activity
Source: RefSeq, a predicted model, not a curated record
AUGGAACAAAAAAACAUUACACGAAUUUCAGAAUUUCUUCUUCUGGGAUUUUCAGAGGACCCAGAACUGCAGCCCCUCAUCUUUGGACUUUUCCUGUUCAUGUACCUGAUGGCUGUGAGUGGAAACCUGCUCAUCAUCCUGGCAGCCAUCUCUGACACCCACCUGCACACACCCAUGUACUUCUUCCUCUCCAACCUGUCUUUUGUGGACAUCUGUUUCAUUUCUACCACUGUGCCCAAGAUGCUGGUGAACAUUCAGACACAAACCAAGGUCAUAACUUAUGAAGGAUGCAUAAUCCAGAUUUACUUUUUUGCAUUUUUUGUAGGAUUAGACAACUUCCUCCUUGCUGUGAUGGCCUAUGACCGGUUUAUGGCUAUCUGUCACCCCCUGCACUACAUAGUCAUCAUGAAGCACCAGCUCUGUGGAUUGCUGGUGCUCGUGUCUUAUAUUACAACUGCCCUGAAUUCCUUGUUACAGAGCUUCAUGGUGCUAUGGCUGUCUUUCUGCACUAACUUGGAGAUCCCUCAUUUUUUCUGUGAACCUAAUCAGUUGGUUCACCUUGCCUGUUCUGACACUUUUCUUAAUGACAUUGUGAUGAAUUGUGUAGCGGGAAUUCUGGGUGGUGGUGCCCUUGCAGGAAUCCUUUACUCUUAUUCUAAGAUUGUCUCCUCCAUUCAUACAAUUUCAUCAACUCAGGGUAGGUAUAAAACAUUUUCUACCUGUGUGUCUCAUUUAUCGGUUGUAUCCUUAUUUUAUUGUACAGUUUUAGGUGUGUACCUUAGUUCUGCUGUUACUCAAAACUCACACUCAAGUGCAACAGCUUCAGUGAUGUAUAGUGUGGUCACACCUAUGCUGAACCCCUACAUCUACAGUCUAAGGAAUAAAGACAUAAAGAGUGCUCUGAAAAGACUCUUUGAGAAAGAGAUUAUAAAACAGCCCAUUGUUUUUUGCUAG